ACCAAACAAGAGAUACAUGCCCCACAGCGUUGGGCGGUGGCCCGCUGAUGUUGUUGGCGAUGCUAUUUUGGUCAUCUAAUCUCAGGCUGCGGAACCCACAAUGUCAUACUAUGUUCAGGUACAACGCAGAAUGAGUAAACAAGAUACCGACAAGAGUCACAAGAUAUUGUUCCAGUCCUUGCUGCACUUCACGCUCAAGAUGCAAACCGUAAAUCCAGUGGUCGCCACCAUACUUCACCUCCUCCGCACCGCGGCAACGCUUUGCAUGGGGAUUGUUUUCCUGUACCUCGCUCGUCGCGAGCCCGAAAUCAAGUUCUACGCAUUCUAUGCUGGAACAUACGCAAUCGUAAUGGGUGCUUUGGGGCUGAUUACCUCAAGAAGGGUUUAUCGCAAGGCUCUUGCGAAGAAGAAUGAGGCAACGAAAUCCCAGUCUAGCGCGGAUACUGCGCCUGAAACCACUGGAACGGAGGGCGUUUGGGAAGAUGAGAAGCUUCAAGAAGUCCCCAAGACCGCAGACUUGUUGGUCUGAUCAAUGCCUUUCAAGCACCAAGCACUGGCAAGCAGCCCCGAAGUUUUCUUACAUUGCACAAUUAAUCGUCCUGCAAUGUAUUGGGUGCGGCUGGACAUCAAACGAGUCACGUUAAACGGCACUUUCGUGCUAUGGCUUGGGAGUGAGUUCGAGUUUAGAGUAUCAGUCUCCCAUGCUGUCACCGCAACAACAGGUGACCGUGCCGAAGUCGACGGGCGAGUAUUCCUUGUGGUCUAUCCCCGC
Molecule: messenger RNA, 772 nt
Organism: Suillus clintonianus
Lineage: Eukaryota; Fungi; Basidiomycota; Agaricomycetes; Boletales; Suillaceae
Exons: 5
Coding region: 101-529 (142 amino acids)
Source: RefSeq, a predicted model, not a curated record